Geodia barretti is the source of this 1992-nucleotide messenger RNA. The record is from the annotation of a GenBank genome assembly. NCBI's taxonomy places the organism in Eukaryota, Metazoa, Porifera, Demospongiae, Tetractinellida, Geodiidae.
AUGGAAACGCGAAGUAGACUUAUACUUCUCUCACACGUGCUGCUGAUUUUUCUCCUCUGCCCGCUUGCUUACGCCCACUUUGAAGAGGUGCACACCUUAAUUCAAGCGGGACACUAUACGGAAGCCACUAAUAAGCUUGAAGCACUUGCCGAAUCUACCAACGACAUUGCAGUGCAGAGUUGGUGCUACUACCAGAUCGGCGAAAUCUACUAUAACUAUACGCAUCAGUACACCAGAGCGAUCGAGGCAUACGACAAAAUUCUGAAACUUGAGAAAAAUGGGCUUGCUGCCGAGGAGCUCUUCCUCGCCAUUAUCAAAAAAGGUGAUGUCCAUAGCCGUAUGGGCAAUUACCACGAGGCUAUCCAAAUUUACGACAGAUUGAUUAAACUCGCUCCUGCCUCGCAUUUCGUGCAUAAAACUGGCUUGCAGAAGAUACGGGAUAUUAACAGGGCACUCUCUGACCUAAGGGAGCAGCAGCGUAUUGCGAUCCAGUACAAAGGGACACCCCUUGCCGCCAUCGCUCAAUUUCAGAUCGCUGAACUCUAUCGGAAUCAUUCCCAACUCAACCAGCCUGAAAAAGCGAUUGAGGAGUAUGCGUCACUUCUGGAAGCACAUCCUGAUGCGAUUAUGGCACCAGAAGCGAGAUGGCGCAUCGCACAUUUACGGCAUACCGUUCUGAACCAAUCGGCCUUAGCAAUGGCAACGUACAGAAAAGUCACUGAAGAUUACCCGAGCAGCAAUUUCGCUGCGGAUGCACUCUUUCAAAUGGCGAAUAUCCAUCGCACAACCAAGAAGUAUUCAUUAGCAAUCCCCAUCUUUGAGAAACUGAAACAGAGACACCCGAACUUCUGGAAUAUGCAUGCUGUUCUCUAUUGGACAGGCGUUUGCUAUGAACAAACCUUGAACUAUCCGAAAGCAAUAGCGUCUUUUGAAACGUUUCUUCAUGCCUAUCUACCGCAACUCGAUCCGGGGUAUUUAGGACAGAUCUCAAUGCAUGACAAAAGCGUGUCUGAGGUGAAGGCAGAGAUUCGUAGGAAAAUUGAGGAACUCGCAGAACAGAUGGCGGAAGUGGAAUUAGGACGAUUGAACAAAGCGCGUGCAGAUCGAGACUUUUCUGAAGCCUUAAGUAUUGCUCAACAUCUCAUCGCCACGGCACCCCAUACCCCUCAAGCAGAGCAGGCAGCGGAACAACUUCCGACACUUCAGCAACUCACAGCCAUCGAAAACUUGCGUGAGAAACUCCAAGACCAAAACUUGGUCCCUAUAGAGGUGGCACGCGCGCGAUUGCAAAUCGGGAGCAUCUACGAGCGGAAGCCGUUACAGGACCAUCCAAAAGCAAUUGAGGCGUAUCAAGAGGUAUCGAAGCACCACGCCGAUUUGACGCAUUCCGCCGAAGCACUCUACCGCAGCGGACUCAUCUACGCUGAGCAACUUUCCGCACCUAACGAAGCAAUUCAAGCCUACAAAAAGGUAAUUGAAACGCAUCCGAACACCCUGCAAGCGAUGAUGGCAAAUUUUCAGUUGGGCGAGCUCUACAGAAAGCUUCACCGUUACAACGAGGCACUGCAAGCCUACGAAACGACGAUCGGAUACCCAGAACGGGAUCGCUAUCUCGCAGGGGGAUAUAAAGACAGUUUCGCCGAUAGGGCACAGUUUCGGAUCGGACGUGUCCAUUACGAUGACAGACGUUACAAUGAGGCUCGUUUCGCUUUUGAGGAGUUCAUUCAAAACCGGACGCAGUCGCCACGUCUCGCUGCGGCUUACGUCUACCUCGCCACCAUCUGUGAAAAUCAGAGUGAAAAUGCACAAGCCGCCUAUUAUUAUAAAAGGGCGGAAAAUCUACUCCCGGACAAUCCUAUUCAAAUGACGAUGCUCAUCGAAGAAGCGAGUGCCCUUGGAAGCCUGCAAGCCACCGAUUCAGAUGCAGUUAUGCGGUUCCUCAAAGAAAAUCGCAAACGUCUUGAAACCGCAAAGACGGGAUCCAAUCAAUAG